Molecule: messenger RNA, 405 nt
Organism: Colletotrichum navitas
Lineage: Eukaryota; Fungi; Ascomycota; Sordariomycetes; Glomerellales; Glomerellaceae
Exons: 3
Coding region: 16-300 (94 amino acids)
Source: RefSeq, a predicted model, not a curated record
GGGGCAUGAACCACAAUGUCUGGGGCUUUCACCGUCUUCUCCCGCCACCCAUCGCAAUUCCGCGACCGGCGACCAGCGACCGGCGACCGGCGGCACUGUGGAUCCGGGUCCUCCGUGGGCUUUCAGGAAUCUGCCCCGCGCGCGGUCUACCAAACUAAAAUUUCUCUCUCCGCCAACUCGGUCAGGUUCACGAGUACGGCUUCAACAACAACUCAUCCCGCGCUACGGACGCCUCCGAUGGCAGGGAGGUCGGCCCCUUAUCCCCCGCGACUGUUCGUGACAAGCAUCACGGCUGAUUAAAAACACCUCGGCGCGCAUCAAUCUCUGAUCCACAACGAAUGCGAUCGAGAACCUGCACUUACACUCACUCAUGACCCUUUACGCAGUAGUAGUCUUCUAGCUCAA